This is a messenger RNA of Thermothelomyces thermophilus ATCC 42464, 1410 nucleotides long. RefSeq lists its product as uncharacterized. The transcript has 3 exons. Gene Ontology annotation, biological process: tRNA processing. The coding region runs from base 42 to 569 and encodes 175 amino acids. Gene Ontology annotation, cellular component: nucleolar ribonuclease P complex. NCBI's taxonomy places the organism in Eukaryota, Fungi, Ascomycota, Sordariomycetes, Sordariales, Chaetomiaceae. The record is from RefSeq and is a predicted model, not a curated record.
CAAACAGUUUGACUCAGCCAAGAACCCUAUUAGGUAGAGUCAUGGCCAAGGGAAAAUCCGGCGGCGGUGUUCAAAAUAAGGCCAUUUACUCGCGCAUUUCCUUCCUUCAACAAGCGGCUGUCACCCUCGCAUCAAUUUCGGACCCCUUCGCGGAUAGUGAAAGGUCCGAGGCCGCAAAUACUUCGUUCUCCGACGAACCCACUUCCGUUAGAGCUUUCAAUGUCGUUGGCUCCGGCAGAAUGGGUCUCGACGGUAUGAGCAGGCGGCUAGCGACCGAUUUACGCGCAGUCUCCCUCAAAACCAGGAUUCGGCUCAAGCCGGCAGUCAAACGGACCAUUUGCAAAUUUUGCGACUCCGUACUCAUUGACGGACAGAGCUGCACUUCCACUGUCGAGAAUAGGAGCAAGGGAGGCUCGAAGCCAUGGGCUGACGUGCUGGUGCGCAAAUGCCAUACGUGUGGUAGGGAAAGGAGGUACCCGGUCAGCGGGGCGAGGCAGAAACGGAAGACCGAGCGAGGGCUCGACGGAAGCAACGGCAACUCGCAGAAACAAAAUCGGAAAGAUGUAUGACGGUCUCUUAAUCUCUGAAACUGAAACUGCCACGAUUUCGAUUCAGAGCCGGAGUGACAGACCAACAAGCGAGGUCCGACAAGCUCGAGUCGGGAAGUACGGCUGGCGCUAUGCUCGGCGGCCCUGUAUGCGCCGCGGAGCCCUCGGAAACCUCAACGGUCACUGUCCGUUAACACUCACCAAUCUGCAUCAUCGCCCGAGAUGUCAAGCCGCCUAGUCUCGCAACCUCCUAUUGACAGCCUUGAGAUCGGACUACAGUCUCUCACAAGGAUGGCGGUCACUGCUUCCCAGCACCUGGGCCACUGCUUGUUUGGCACCUCCAUCCAUCCUCAGAAUACCCUGUGGGCGAUUGGGGUGCUUCGAGGGCCUCGGAGGGGCGGGAUCCACCAGAGGCUCUCGCCGGUGCCGUCAUACGCAGCCGUUCCUCCACUCUUUGAGCCGUUAACGUAUGGCUCUGCGGCUUGCCCUCUGAUGGAGAAUUUGCAUCUCAAAGCAAUGAAGUCUAGUUAUUCUGUUGCUGCUGGACUGACUCUUCCCCGAGAACUUUGCUAGCAGCCAUGAACAUUCCGGCAUGCCAGCUACCCAGGCCCCGCAUGGAUUCGGCCUGAACGCUCGUCAUGCGCAACAGGUUUUCCGUGUUAGCCAGGUUUGCGGAUAGUUGAGCCAAUUGAGACUGGAGUUGGGCCAGCUGUCUUGCUUUCACUGCGCUUCCCGACGAUGCCAUGGAUUGGCGUGUUGCCGUAUUUGUGUUGAAGUUGCGUGUCGCCAUGAUCAGACAACUGCCGCGAUGUGGCUGCCGGAAGAGGUUUCCAGACGAACAAGUAUUUUUCGUAGUCGAAGU